GCCUGGGGCUCUCCAGAUGUCCAGACCUCCAACUUCUUGCUUUCACAAGUAGCUCAUGGGUGCUGCCGGGAAUUGCAGUCUAUCCAGUCUGUAGGAAUAGUUGUGUGUCUGGGGCUCUCGGUUACUUCCUCCUGAGCAGCACUUUGUUUGCUAGCAGCUCAACGUCCAGCCUGAAUAUGUACCUCUAGGAGGAUGAGGGAGGAAGCUCGGGACACUGUGUGUGUGACAUUCUCUUACUGGGAGCCAUGCUUCACUCUGGAGAUGUAUUUAAAACAGAUCUUGUGUGCCCCGGUGCAUGAUGGGACCUACAUACCCCUUGUCGCCUAUAGAUCCUCUUGCUGUCUGGGUGCACACAGGGAUGGGGAGCUGGCAAUUCAAUUCAUACAAGAGGCUGCCAGACUGCUUGUCUUAUAGGGGGGAAUCCAGCUGUGCUGAGUUAAAUCCUUAGCUAUCUUCUUUGCUGGAAGUUGCAGUUUAACAAGAGCCGGAGGGCUGCAGUUUUUCCAGAUGUGCUGUGCUCUGCUUGUUCUGAAAGAAUGCAGUUAUAUGGAAUCCAGAUGCAGUCAUGAGAGUGCUUGACUUUUUUAGCCAUCUGAAAAGCAUUACAAUUGGAUGCAGGCAAGAUAUCACUAUCUCAGCUACAGAUUUCUCUUUUGAGUACGCUUUCAUUCGUCAUCGUUAAAUGGGGAAGAACAUUCAGAGUCCUAUUCAAAAUAACUAAAGAUUGACGUGUACAAGAAGGAUUAAAUGGACCCUGCAUUCUACAUCCGCUUCUUUUUUAGAAUAUGUCACUACUGGAAAUUAAAACCAUCCUAUGCUUCAACGUUUCACUGGUUUCAGAUCAUUUUCUUGUGAGUUCACAAGUUGGCAACCUAUAGCCAACAUGGCUCAGACCAGUUUACUGCAAGGGAAACCUUUCUACUGCAGGGAAUGGAUUUUCCAUAAACUUCAGCACUGCCUGCAGGAAAAAAUAAACUGCAGCAGUAGCACAGCCAACAAACAUUCACUUGUGGCUAAUUCUGGGAGCAAUGGCGGCAGUACAGGAAAAGGCACAGCAUGGGGUUUAUUAUUUGUUGGGGGCCCUGGAAGUGGAAAAACAGCACUUUGUACAGAGCUGCUGUGGCCAAGUUCACCUGCAGGUUUGCAGAGAGGAGUACACCGUCAUGCUCUUGCUUAUCAUUUUUGCAGAGCGCAGGACUCUGACACACUGUGCGUUGGAAGCUUUAUUAGGAGUUUGGUUGAUCAGAUCAGUCAAGGUGGACUCAUGCCAGAUUAUGAAGACAAGUUAAAUGACCCUUCUGUUCAGAGCCUGUUGCAGCCAGGAGAAUGUGAACGGAACCCUUCAGAGGCCUUUAAAAGGUGUGUUCUUCUACCUCUUCUGGCCAUGAAAGCCCCUGCUCAAAGUCUUUUCAUGGUUGUUGACUCUGUUGAUGAAGGCUGUAACGUUGUUGAAGGAGAACACAGACCCUCAGGUUUAUCUGGAACAAUAGCAGAUCUUUUAGCAACUCACCAUGAGUUUUUUCCGCCAUGGCUACUUCUCAUCUGUUCAGCACGCAAGCAAAGUAGAACAGUGACAAAAAUGUUUACAGGUUUCCGAAAAAUAAGUCUGGAUGACCUCCGCAAAGCUUACAUAGUAAAAGAUGUUCAACAAUAUAUUCUUCAUCGUUUGGACCAAGAAGAGGCAUUGAGGCAACACCUGACAAAAGAAACUGCAGAAAUGUUAAAUCAACUGCACAUUAAAAGCAGUGGGUGCUUUCUGUACCUGGAACGUGUUUUAGAUGGAGUUGUAGAAAACUUCAUCAUGCUUCGAGAGAUCCGUGAUAUUCCUGGAACCCUGAAUGGCUUAUACCUCUGGUUGUGUCAAAGACUUUUUGUUAGAAAACAAUUUGCGAAGGUCCAACCAAUUCUAAAUGUUAUCCUGGCUGCUUGUAAGCCUUUAACAACUCUUGAACUCUUUCAUGCAGUUUGGACCAAAAACAUGUUGUUAACAAUGGAAGAUUUUCAAAGGAAAUUGGAUGUUCUGUCAAAAGUCUUGGUAGAGGGAUUGGGGAAUACUAAAAUUUUAUUCCAUUAUAGUUUUGCAGAAUGGCUGCUAGACGUAAAACAUUGCACACAGAAAUAUUUGUGUAAUGCAGCCGAAGGACACCGAAUGCUUGCUAUGAGUUACACAUGUCGAUCUAAGGAGCUUACACCAAUAGAAGUACAGGAGUUUGCUUUUCAUCUUAUACAUUCAAAUUUACAGUUAACCAAUUCAGAGUUGGCUUUAUGGAUGAUCUGGAAUGGGACGUGUGUGAAAGACUCACUGUGCACCUUAAUACCAAAGGAACAAGAAGUGCUACAGUUGUUGGUUAAAGCAGGAGCACAUGUUGAUAGUGAGGAUGAUCGAACAUGCUGUAUUGUUCGACAAGCAUUGGAGCGAGAAGAUUCUAUUCGUACAUUGCUGGAUAAUGGUGCUUCAGUUAAUCAAUGCGAUUCAAAUGGAAGAACUUUGCUGGCCAACACUGCUUAUAGUGGAAAUCUUGAUGUGGUUAACCUUCUUGUUUCAAGAGGAUCUGAUCUUGAAAUAGAAGAUGCCAAUGGGCAGACAGCACUUACUUUAGCUGCCCGCCAAGGACAUGUAAAGGUUGUGAAUUGUUUAAUUGGAUGUGGUGCAAAUAUAAAUCAUUGUGAUCAUGAUGGAUGGACUGCACUCAGAUCUGCAGCCUGGGGUGGGCACACUGAAGUAGUAUCUGCACUUUUGUAUGCAGGUGCAAAGGUAGAUUGUGCUGAUGCAGAUAGUAGAACAGCUUUAAGAGCAGCAGCCUGGGGUGGGCAUGAAGAUAUCGUUCUGAAUUUACUGCAGCAUGGAGCAGAGGUGAAUAAAGCUGACAACGAGGGCCGAACUGCUUUAAUUGCUGCAGCAUAUAUGGGACACAGAGAAAUUGUGGAGCACCUUUUAAGCCAUGGUGCAGAGAUAAACCACGAGGAUGUGGAUGCAAGGACUGCUUUAUCAGUUGCAGCACUUUGUGUACCUGCCAGCAAAGGACAUGCAUCAGUUGUUAGUCUCUUAAUUGAGCAAGGUGCUGAAGUGGAUCAUUGUGAUAAGGAUGGAAUGACUCCACUACUUGUUGCAGCAUAUGAAGGACAUGUAGAUGUAGUUGACUUGCUUCUAGAGGGUGGAGCAGAUGUUGAUCAUACUGAUAACAAUGGACGUACUCCUCUACUUGCUGCUGCUUCAAUGGGGCAUGCAGCAGUUGUCAACACACUUCUGUUUUGGGGUGCAGCUGUUGAUAGCAUUGAUAGUGAAGGUAGAACUGUGCUUAGUAUAGCUUCAGCUCAAGGCAAUGUUGAAGUUGUGCGGACACUUUUAGACCGGGGCCUUGAUGAAAAUCAUAGAGAUGAUGCUGGAUGGACACCUCUACAUAUGGCUGCUUUUGAGGGUCAUAGAUUAAUCUGUGAAGCAUUAAUUGAACAAGGGGCUAGAACAACUGAAAUUGAUAAUGAUGGACGAAUACCACUGAUUCUGGCAGCACAAGAAGGGCACUAUGAUUGUGUGCAAAUACUUCUAGAGAAUAAAUCUGCAGUGGAUCAGAAAGGCUAUGAUGGUCGAAAUGCCUUGAGAGUUGCAGCACUGGAGGGACACCGAGACAUAGUUGAAUUGCUUCUCAGUAAUGAAGCAGAUCUUAAUGCCAAAGAUGCUGAUGGUCGACCAACACUAUACAUACUAGCACUAGAAAAUCAGCUAUCAAUGGCUGAGUAUUUUUUAGAAAAUGGGGCAAAUGUAGAAGCUAGUGAUACUGAGGGAAGGACAGCUCUUCAUGUUUCCUGCUGGCAGGGACAUUUAGAAAUGGUUCAGAGUCUAAUAUCCUAUCGGGCUGAUGUCAAUUCCUCAGACAAUGAAAAAAGAUCUUCCUUACAGUCCGCAGCAUGGCAAGGUCAUGUGAAAGUGGUUCAGCUCUUAAUUGAACAUGGAGCUGUGGUUGACAAUACAUGCAACCAGGGUGCUACUGCUCUUUGUAUUUCAGCACAGGAAGGUCACACUGACGUUGUCCAAAUUUUGUUAGAAAAUGGAGCAGACCCAAAUCAUGCAGAUCAGUUCGGACGUACAGCAAUGAGAGUUGCAGCAAAAAAUGGGCACAGUGAAAUAGUUAAACUACUAGAAAAAUAUGGUGCUUCAAUACCAAGUGGAUGCAGUCCAUCACCUGUUCAUACUAUGGAGCAAAAAGUCUUAAAUCUAUCCUCAAAAGUACAGUCGUCAACAAAUAAAUCAAACAGUUCUUCUAGCACAGGAGGUGGUGAUGUGCAUCCCACUAUGCGUGGUUUGUGUAAUGGGCCUGCUCAUGCCUUUAGCUCUCCGUCAGAAUCUCCAGAUUCUACAGUGGAUCGGCACAAGUCCUCUUUAUCAAAUAAUUCCUUAAAAAGUUCUAAGAAUUCUUCUCUUCGUACAACGUCCUCUACAGCAACUGCCCAAACUGUGCCUAUAGAUAGUUUUCAUUGCCUUUCAUUUACAGAGCAAAUUCAGCAGCAUUCUCUACCGCGAAGUAGAAGUCGGCAGUCAAUCGUUUCUCCCUCAUCUACAACACAUUCCUUGGGGCAAAAUUAUUCACCAACUAGUGAAUUUGAAUGGAGUCAGGUAAAACCCUGUUUAAAAUCAACAAAAACAAAUAAAAGCGGCAAAGGAGAAUCAUCAAGCAAAUCAAACUCUGUUGCAAAGAAAACAAAACAAAAUAGCUGCUCUCAGCCAAAAGUUUUAGAAUAUGAAAUGACUCAGUUUGACAAACGAGUGCACGCUCAAGAUUCUGUAAACAUUAAUUUACCACUUAAACACAUCCCUGUAGACGGUAAAAUCCAAAUUCCAUCAGUCCAACAGGAAGUUGGUCGCUCUCAACAGCAGUUUCUUAUUCAACAGCAAAAUUCAGAACAAAAGAAAAGAAAUGGGAUCCUGACUAAUCCUAAUUAUCACCUUCAAGGAAAUCAAGUUUUUCUUGGGAGAGUUUCUGUGCCACGUGCAGUACAAAGUCGAGGACUGCAGGAGGUUUUAGAAGGUUUUCCUUCAGCUGACACAGAAUUGGGCCUUAAGCAAUCACUAAAGCUACAAAUUGAAGGAUCUGAUCCAAGCUUUAAUUAUAAAAAGGAAACUCCAUUAUAAAUGGUUUCAGAAGCACAAGCGCAGAAUAUGUAUUACUGGAAGAAUACAUCAUUUGUGAUGAAGAUCUAUUUGCAAUUUAGGUCUUUAAAAAAAAAAUGGCAACUGUGAUGUUAUAAAUAAAAAGAUGACUUGAAAAUUGCUUUAAUGUGCCUAGUUAGGCUACUCUUAAUAAGCAUACGUGCUUAAAUGGAACUAUAUCUGUAGGAAUAAAUGUCUUUUAAAGGGCAAUAUACGCCUAUGUUUAAAAUGAAUCCAUUAGCAGAACUCCAUUCUGCCUAUUUAUAUGCAACACUUUCAUUUUACACUUGACCCAGCCAUUUCUUGGGAGCAAUUUUGGUAGGGGAAGAACAUUUAAGAACUGAUACUGUAUAAUAAACGUUAGCAGUUAGAGUAAGGCUAAUGGCAAACACAGCAUUAUCUUCCAAGCCAUGUUUCUAAUGGAAAAGAAAUGCAUAUUGCCUCCAAGGCUGCCUGCCAUUGACAUUAAUAGCAUUAAGCCAAUGUUAAAUUGUUUGUUAUAAAGGAAAAUAUGCCUGUACAAAUGUACAGAUGAUGGUCGACACUUGCCAUUUAAAUCAAUAGCAUGUGGCAGGAUUGUUCCAUUAGCCUUACAGGAAGGAAGAAAUUCAUAGACAUUUUCACCUUCCUUUCAGACCUCUACUGCUUCCAGGGGAAGGAAGUACAGUGGCACCAAUGUGUUCUGUAAAUCGCCUAUCAUUGCUUCUCAUAGUAUGUUCACAGCACACGCUUGCUCUGUACAGAAAUUGUUGUUUCACCAUUUCUGAGCAGAGACUAAUUUGCCAUGGACAGAUGUAUAAAAUAUUGUGCAGUUGGCUGCAUGCGUUAUUUCUGAUUCUCUUCUCUGCAAGAGCACAGUAGCAGUGAAAAUUACAUCUGCCAUAGAUGUAAAGGUAAAUAGAAAACAAUGAUAAGUAAGCACUUUAUUCUAAAAAUAUAGAAUGUAUUGCAUUAAAAAGCAGAACAGCUGUUCAGUACAAACCUUAUUCAAUUUCCUCAUGUUGCACCUAGAUGUAUAUUGGCCCAUUGUCCCUUUAAGGUAAAACUUGCAUAGGCAAGGACUUGCUAUUGCGGUCCAAUAUAUUUUCAUAUGUUGUUUCUGCAUUGAAAGGUAGCAGCUGUCUGUAGCUGUCAUACUGUAUAUUCCUUCUCACAGUUUCAGUGAACUACACAAAUUCCACACAAAUACUAUUUUUUUACACUACCAACCCAAAUAGUAAAAUUCAAGAAUAGAAAAAAGCAGGAGCUAUAGGCAAACAAACAAAGAAUCAUAGUAAUGCAGUCAAUGUGUUGGGAAAAAAUGGGGGACUAUUUUUAUAUUCUGCAUAGAGUGGAAUGUCAUCUCAAAGCCUAGAUAGCACCUGCUGCAGUUUGUGCCUAGCAGUAUUUUCUACUUUUCCCCAAUAUGUUCUACUGCUGUGAGAGACGGUUGCUUUUGUUCCAUUAAACGUCAUGUAUUCCUAUAGUUAUAGCUUUAAUUUAAACUGUAUGGUGCACAAGAACCUGCAGGCUUAUGUCCUUUUCCCUUUAACAGAACCUAGUAUUCAUGGUGCCCUGCACGGAGAUCCAUCAUCCACUCCCACAAUGCAAAAUGUGGAUUGUAUUGAAAAUCCCAAGUGGCUUCAGCCUUUUUUUAUCUGCAGUAUUUUCUUUUUGUAUUGUAUUAUUGUUGGUUAAGCCAAACUUUUACAUUGCGCAGCACACAGACAUUUUCCCAAACUGGAGUUAAAUGUAUCAGGCUCAGUUUUUCUAGAAGCAUAUGUAUCCAUCACUGAAGAGCUCAGUGUUCUAUAUUUUCCGUGUGGUUAUCAGUAAUUAUUUAAUUAGACUAUGUAUCUUGUUAUGUUGUCUUUGUCCUGUUAUGAGAAUAACUAUGUAGUCUACCUGUUGUGUCAAACGUGGACAUGUACAAACACACCACCUGAAACGGCCGUGGAUCCUCAAAAUUUGUUGUAGUAAAGUUAAUACCAUGUAUUUAUUUUCCAUGCAAAGCACUAGUAGUUGAAGCGGCCUCUGCUGAGGAUUCAUGUCAUGUUAGAAAAGUUGUGAAUAUCUUGUCCCUGUGGGACAUAUACUUAAAUACAUUAAGUUCUUAAAUUAAAGAGCCUUAAGAAUGCUAACUGCUAGUUAAAUGAUAUGUUACAGAAUAUGAAAAAGAGAGUACGAUGUAUUUUGUCGUACUGUUUAGUCACAGAUUUCUGGUUUAAGUGCUUUUUUUGACCACCACCCCUCCCUUUUUUAUAAAUUGUAAAAAUGAUCUGCCAUUUCUACUGAUAGAUUAUAUUAGGAUAUUUAUUUAUUUUGAUUUUUUUGUUUUUUUUUAAAGUACCUUGUGUUUUGUGGAUGUCCAGUUGCACAAGAGAGAAUUUUUUCAUUCCCAUUAAAUAACUUUAAGUACCAAUUUUUGGCAUUUUAUUUCAAAUGCAGAGUGAAAAAAGCAAAUAUUUUUUAUAACAGCAAAUGAGUUGUUUUUCCAUUCUUAAAAAGAAAAUGACCAGUUCACAUUUACUGGUACUUUUUUUGUCUCUUUUUUUCUCUCCUUUCACAAACCACUAUCGGUAUUUUAAGCAACUGCAAUAAUAUUUCAGCAAACGUGGAUAAAAAGCAGAUCUGAAUAUUUAGACCCAAGUGCAUGAUUGCUUGUAAUAACAUUUGCUCAUUGAUUGUUUGGUAUUGUUCUACUUUAUUCAGUGUUUAUCAUUUAUUUGUAAAAUGAUAUUUCUCAAUCACUUACUCUGCUAUGCAAAUGUAUUUUGCUCAGAACAUCCUCAAUGAUAACUUCAUUUGAUAUUUUGUUAUUGUAAAUAGCCAAUGUAAAUGGAAUUAAACAUUGUAAAUGUUUUAUUUUAUUCCUUGUAUUAUAUUCAGCACAGGGCUCCUAUGUAUAUUAAAGUGCAUAAUAAAUAUAUUUGCUUUUCA
This is a messenger RNA of Xenopus laevis (African clawed frog), 8065 nucleotides long. RefSeq names its product ankyrin repeat domain 50 L homeolog (gene ankrd50.L). Bases 815 to 5128 code for a protein of 1437 amino acids. The transcript has 5 exons. NCBI's taxonomy places the organism in Eukaryota, Metazoa, Chordata, Amphibia, Anura, Pipidae. The record is from RefSeq and is a predicted model, not a curated record.